Messenger RNA from Pogona vitticeps (central bearded dragon), 879 nucleotides. Lineage: Eukaryota; Metazoa; Chordata; Lepidosauria; Squamata; Agamidae. The record is from RefSeq and is a predicted model, not a curated record.
AUCCUUUCUUCUCUUUUUCUCCUAAAGGAAGAAUCUAGGCUGGACGUCCUGAUCAACAAUGCUGGGAUAUUCCAGUGUCCCUACAUGAAGACUGAAGAUGGCUUUGAAAUGCAGUUUGGUGUCAACCACUUAGGUCAUUUCUUACUCACAAACCUCCUCCUUGGACUUCUGAAAAAUUCUGCGCCCAGCAGAAUUGUAGUGGUGUCCUCCAAGCUUUACAAGUAUGGCGAGAUCAACUUUGAUGACUUGAACAGUGAGCUAAAUUACAACAAAGGUUUUGCUUAUAGCCGAAGUAAACUGGCUAACAUCUUGUUCACCAUGGAGUUAGCCCGGCGUUUGGAGGGUACAGGGGUUACCGUUAAUGUGCUCCAUCCCGGUGUGGUUAGAACAAAUCUAGGCAGAUACAUACAUAUUCCUUUACUAGCUAGGCCCCUGUUCAACUUCGUGUCUUGGGCUUUCUUCAAAUCUCCAUUGGAAGGAGCCCAGACGUCUAUUUAUCUGGCCUCCUCUCCUGAAGUGGAGGGGGUAUCGGGGAAAUAUUUUGGAGAUUGUAAGGAGGAACAACUAUUGCCUAAGGCCACGGAUGACCUGGUUGCAAGGAAACUAUGGGAUAUCAGUGAAGUGAUGGUGGGGCUUCUAAAAUAAAUCACAAGGAGAAGCAUUGCAUAGCCUAUAUAUAUUGGGGAGUUCACAGUUACCUGCGUCUGUUGUCUUUAUUUCACUUGAGACAGAAGAAUCCAAAGUUAUUCUGUCUCUGGUCGGGAUUAAUUUUGAGCAAUGCAGGAAUUGGAUUCUUUUUUAUUUUGUAAUGGGAAUAUUCUUAAUAUAAAAGAAAAUAAUAUUUAAGUGGAAGAAGUAGAAUUUAAGAUAAUAAAUUAA